Molecule: messenger RNA, 644 nt
Organism: Daktulosphaira vitifoliae (grape phylloxera)
Lineage: Eukaryota; Metazoa; Arthropoda; Insecta; Hemiptera; Phylloxeridae
Exons: 2
Coding region: 55-612 (185 amino acids)
Source: RefSeq, a predicted model, not a curated record
UUUGUAAAAAAUUAUUAUUCAUUAAUUAUUAAGUUUUGCUUAUUUAGGUAUAAAAUGAAUAAAAUAAGGUUUGUAAUCAUUGACUUUGAAUUUGGUAUGUAUAACAAAUUUGAUUUAGUAUUAAUCUCUGGUGCCAUUGGCGGUAGCCGGGAUCUAGAAUUAAUUUUGCAUUUGGAAGGAACGCCAUUAAUAUUAGGAAAUAAUACAACUAAGUUAUUAGACAAUCAGGUAGAACCACUCAAAGACAGAAUGAAAUGGAUCUUUAGGAAAAAAAAAGAAAAAUUAACUCCACUUUUUGCAGAAUUAAGAAUUAGUACGAAAUUGGGUAUUAACAAUAGAAUUUUAGACUUAAAUGGCGAAGACUUAAAUAAAAAUGGCUUUUUUACAUUAACUAUUAAGGAUAACCUUGGUAAUUUAUUAUUUGGGAUUGAUUUGGGUUAUUUUAAAAAAAAUGGGCACCUACUUAAAUUAGAAGAGGCACAUAGAAUAAUAUGUGAUAAAAAGCAUGGUCUACCUCAUAUACCUGAAGUUGACGUAGCCAUGACUAGGUGUCUCUUCAAUUUUGCAAUAGUUAAUUUAGGAGAAAAAUUUUUAAUACCAAAUUUAACUUAAUAUGAUGUUCUUUUAUUUAAUUUUUAGAAUGU